AUGUCGUUCCCCGAGGUCACCGCCGCGAAUGUGGCCGAGGUGCUCCACAAUGAUCGUAUGGUCAUCGCCGGCGUGGACGUAGACGGCCAGCUGCGCGGCAAACUCAUGAAGAAGAGCAAGUUCUUAUCUAUCGCCACCGGUGGGUUCGGUUUCUGCUCCAUUAUCUUUGGCUGGGACCAACAAGACACGGGCUAUCCUAAGGAGCUCGCUAUAUGCAACGAAGAGAAUGGCUAUAGAGAUCUAAUUGCAGUCCCGGAUCUGAGCAGCUUUCGGCGUAUCCGGUGGGAGAAUAAAGUGCCUUUCUUCCUUCUCAGCUUCUUAGACCCGGACACACAAGAGCCAGUCUGCGCGUGCCCACGAGGGCUGUUGAAAAAUGCGACUGCGAAAGUUGAGGCUGCCGGACCCCCGGCUGAUAUGUUUGCAGCCGAGUAUGAGUUCGGCCAUUUUCGGAUACCGGGUGAUAGUUUUAGCCCGGAACGCGCUGCAUCUGGCAUCACAUCCUUCAUACAAAACAAUUCGGUUGACUCGCUACCAUCACUAACAGAGGGUAUGUUUGGGUACUCCAUGACUCGCUCGUUGCACAGUGAGAAUUAUCAUGACGGAAUUCUCGAUGCAUGUGAACAGUUCCGUUGUAAUAUUGAGGAAUGGCGUGCGAAGAGCGGUCCCGGUGCUUUUGAAGCUUGCAGCGAGGCCAAGGAUAUGGCAGAUAAGGCUAGCUUAUGCAAAUACGUUGUCAAGGCCUACGGUAUCAAACACGGCAUCACACCUUGUUUCAUGGCAAAGCCGCGCCACGAGCUACCUGGGAAUGGUGGGCACAUGAAUAUUUCUCUCAUUACCGCCGAUGGCAAAAGUGCUUUCACUCGCGACACUCCCGAUCCGUCUCCUCCUUACCCAGAUGUGGCACAUUUGUCGGAUCUCGGUCGCCAAUUCCUCACCGGUCUAUUGGUAGGCUUACCGGACAUCAUGCCGCUGUUUGCACCAACUAUUAAUUCUUAUAAGCGUCUGGUGGAGGACCUCUGGGCUCCUAACACUGUAUCCUGGGGUCUGGAGCACCGCGCAGCGUUCAUUCGACUGAUUACACCCCCAACUGCUAACGCGAAUGCCACCCGCUUUGAAAUCCGUGUUCCUGGUGCAGAUGCCAAUCCGCACUUCGUGUUUGCCGCAAUAAUAGCCCUCGGCUGGCGUGGCGUAGAGAAAAAGCUCGAAAUUCCUGUGCCACCGUUGCCCAAGGGCGAGGAUAUGAGUAGCUCUAGCGAUAAGAGUAUGCCCUUGGCCAAGGCAUUGAAAGAGGCAGUGGCCACGUUCACACGGCUAGAUAGUGUGGCUCGAGAGGUGUUUGGAGACAGCUUCGUUGAACACUUUGGUGGCACGAGGGAGUAUAAAAUCCAACUGUGGGAGCAAGCCGUGACUGACUGA
Molecule: messenger RNA, 1416 nt
Organism: Aspergillus oryzae RIB40
Lineage: Eukaryota; Fungi; Ascomycota; Eurotiomycetes; Eurotiales; Aspergillaceae
Product: glutamine synthetase family protein
Exons: 4
Coding region: 1-1416 (471 amino acids)
Molecular function (GO): glutamine synthetase activity
Source: RefSeq, a predicted model, not a curated record